AUGCGGCUUUUGUUGAGCGUGUGGUCGGAUUGGGACGUCGUGAUAUGGAACUCGGCAAUUAGUUCCGUUGAGGAUCAUAAUUUGGGUCUCAACAUCUUUAGGAAGAUGGCGGAAAGGGAUAUCGUGUCAUACAAUACGAUCAUUUCUUCCUACGGAUUCCAUGGCCAUGCCAGGCAAGCGCUGCUGCUUUUCGAUGAGAUGAAAUCUCUGGCAAUGAGGCCAAGUGGAGCGACUUUCGUGGGACUCCUCUCCGCCUGCAGUCAUGCAGGGCUAGUGGAUGAGGGUCGCAGCCUCUAUCAUUCCAUGGUCGUUGACUAUGGCAUACGGCCCAAUGUGGAACACUACUCAUGCAUGGUGGACCUUCUUGGUAGAGCAGGACGGAUUGGUGAUGCGUGUGAUAUUGUUAGGGCGAUGCCUGAGGAACCGAAUGCUAGUGUUCUGGGGUGCUUGCUUGCUGCGUGUCGGCUCCACAAUGUGGAUCUUAUCGGUGAAGAUAUUCUCCAAGAUAAACUGGAUGACUCUGGCUACCAUAUCCUUAUUUCGAACAUGUAUGCAUCGAGAAAGAGAUGGAGAGAUGCCUCGAGGGUUAGAGCUCUGAUAAAGGAGAAAGGAUUGAGAAAGAAACCGGGUAAGAGUUGGACGCAGAUAGGUCACCACACUCAUGUAUUUGAUGAUGGAGAUUCAACACAUUCUGAGUUUGGGAUUAUACAAGAAACCUUGAAAAUACUAUUCUCAGAGAUGAGGAAAGGGUAUCAUUUUUGA
This is a messenger RNA of Salvia splendens (bonfire salvia), 762 nucleotides long. RefSeq names its product pentatricopeptide repeat-containing protein At4g02750. Gene Ontology annotation, biological process: RNA modification. The record is from RefSeq and is a predicted model, not a curated record. NCBI's taxonomy places the organism in Eukaryota, Viridiplantae, Streptophyta, Magnoliopsida, Lamiales, Lamiaceae. The transcript has a single exon. Gene Ontology annotation, molecular function: RNA binding; protein binding. Bases 1 to 762 code for a protein of 253 amino acids.